Molecule: messenger RNA, 3810 nt
Organism: Vespa velutina
Lineage: Eukaryota; Metazoa; Arthropoda; Insecta; Hymenoptera; Vespidae
Gene: Art8
Product: protein arginine N-methyltransferase 6
Exons: 4
Coding region: 2902-3804 (300 amino acids)
Biological process (GO): peptidyl-arginine methylation
Cellular component (GO): nucleus
Molecular function (GO): protein-arginine N-methyltransferase activity
Source: RefSeq, a predicted model, not a curated record
UAUUAUUAUUAUUAUUAUUAUUAUUAUAUUAUUAUUAAUUAAUUAUUAUUAUUACUGCGUUAUGUUACAUUUUAUUAUUAACAAUAUAUUGCAUUAAUCAUACUUGCAUGCUUUUUUUUUACUUACGCCCAUAAACCAUAUAUGCCUAUUGUAUAAGCCGAAAUCACAUGUGCUAUUUAUUGUCUCACUAUUUACCAUUUCUAUUUGUUCUUCAUCGUUCAUUAGUAACAGUCAAAAAUUAUAUAAGGGAAGUAAAUUUUUCACAACUUUUUUAAAAUAAUAUAACAAAUAUCGUAGAAAAUAUAGAAUUAAUUCCUCUUUUCUUUUCUUUUUUCCAAACUAAAAUUGUAAGUAAUUUUAUUAUGAUUUUAUGCAUAAAAAAAGUAAGACUGUUUAAUGAUUAAUUUUUCAAUGAAACAUCGAUAAGAUUGUAAAAUAAUGAAAUAUAUACGGACUGAUAAAUGUUUAACUUUCUAUUCAUAUUUCAACACUGGGUCUUUUUUUUUAAGUUGACUUAUUUUUUACAUGCAUAUAUAUGUGAAAUAAUAUAGUUCCUGUGAUAACUUUUUUAUUUUUAUUUGUCAUAGGAAUAACAAAAAAUCUACUAAAAUUUAUUACUUGUUCAUUUAUAAUUUAUAGAAACUUUUUUUGGUGUACUUUGUACCAUUAAAAUAAAAAUUUAGUAAGGCUAAUGUUAUGUAAAAAUUUUACGAAAAUUAACGCCGAUUUUUAAUAGCUUUUUGUAAGAUAGUUUGACUCGUACUUAAAGAUGCAAUAUAUAUAUUUUAAGUUUAUUAUUUAUUUUUUAAACAAUAAAUUCGUACAUAUUCGUAAUUAAUAUUAAAAGAUAUAAAUUAGCGAUUUUUAAUAUCAAUUUAUCAAUAGCGCACAAAAGUAUGCAUCUCUCUAUCUAUAUAUUAUCACUUUGCUAAGAUUUGUCAAGUUUUAUGCAUUAUUGUAGCAUAUUAAUAAUAAAAAAAAAAAAAACUUGUUCGUAUGCAGAUAAUGAAUAAAGCAAUAUUUACAUUUGCUUAUGUAGUAUAUAAGCAAUGUAUUUUGACUCACAUGUACAAGCUGUUUAAAUAAAUCUGGAAUUGAGUUGUCUCUUGACAACAGUGUACCAUGAUACUUUGGACCAAGAAAUAAUAUAACAAAGAAAUGUAUUCAAGGUGAACAUUUGCAUAAGAAAUUUAGCUAAUUGUGCCAAUUCCUUAAUAUUAUUUAUUAUUUAUGAAAUAAUGACAAAUAUUUUCGAUUUUCUGCUUUUUCAUCUAUGUACGAUUCUUUUAAUGAGUAACACCACAAAGUGGAUUUAUAAUGGAAAAUUGUAUUAUAUCUAAUGCAUUUAAUUACUGCACUUGGCACAACAUUAGUAAUUAUUUACUGCCUGAUAUACAAUUAAUGUUUACUACCAAAUGCAUAUUAUGUAAUAACACAUGAUAAUUGUAGUACAAUAAAGCAUUCUCAGAAAGUAACAUUAUAUUCUUUCAUAAAAUUCUAUAUUUAUCAAUGUUAUUAUGGGUAUGAUUGAUGUUUGCGAUUAAUGUUUUGUAUUAAAUUUAAUCUCUAAAAAUUAUUUUUAAUUACAAAAAUAUUGUACAGUUCACAGUUAGAAUUUCUUCAAUCAUUAUAAAUCAAAAUAACAUGAAAUAGACAUUAUAUGUUGCUUGUAUUAUCGAUCAACAUACAAGUCUGUAAGAGAUAUAUCUUCCUGCAGUUUCAGAAGGUCUAAUAAUUUUGACUACUUGUCCUCUUUUUAGACCAAAAUAACGAGCCACUGGAUCACCAGCUUGUAUACGCAUUAAUUGAUUUUCUUUAAGCUUAUACCUAGUAAGUAACUCUUCUUUUUCGUCUGGAGUUAAUACUAUAUGUUCAGGUACAAGUUCGUGUUCUGUGAUAUUUAUCAACAACUCAGAUUCCAAAAAUUGUUCUAAAAUAUACUUAGGUGCCAUAUCUACUAAAGAUUGUUUAGCAGACGGUGUCAUACCUUGUUGUACGACAAUGAUUGCUCUGGAAAAGAAACAAUGAAAUAUAAUAUAAUAUAAUCUUCAUAUAAAAAUCUUUCCAAGAAACAUACCUAUGAAUUUUUUCUUCCUGCAUACGCUGACAAUAAGUUUUUAUAGUUUUGAUACCUAUUUUGGGUUCAUCGGGAAAAAAGACAAAAAGUUGAUCCGUAGGAUCAUCAUUGUGUGCAACUAAUACAAUAAGAUCGCUACGUGCUGGUCUUUUUUCACUCGGUUUAUCGCCAAAUUGUUCUUUAAAUUGUUCUAAAGUCUGAUCCAAUUCAUCCUGUGUCACGAGAUAACCUCUAUCAUGACACAACUGCAUCACUGUUUUACGAAUUCGCCACAAUUUAUAAGUUUCUGCUUCAUCAUCCAUUUCGUAAUAUAUACAAAUAAAUACAAUUAAAUUUUUAAUAAACAAUUGAAUUCAAAUUCUAAUUAUUUCACUUUGUUUUCUUCUUUGAAAUUAUAGUACUUAGGGCUGUUCACCAUCUUCUGGCUAUGGCAUAUGUGACUCCAGCGAUAGGUGUGGACAAAAUGUGAACUACAAGCGUAAUAAGCAAAUACUGUCCCCCACUAUGCAUCUAGUAUGCGUCGGUUCAGUAGAUCACUGCAUUAUCGACAGAGUUGUUAAAAGUAAAAACUACACAUUUUUACGUUGUUGAUCUAAAAUUGACUUAGUUUUCCGCUAUUUUUUUUUUUAGUUUCGUUAAAUUUUUAAUAGGAUAAAUAUUUUUUUAUUGUUGUGUGCUGUAAUAAUUCGACAUGGAUCAAUAUUUUAAAAGUUACGAGGAACUGGAUGUGCAUCGUUUAAUGCUUAAUGAUACGUCCAGAACUUUAGCAUAUAAAAAUGCUAUACUUAAUUAUGCAGACAAAUUCAAAGGCAAAAUAGUUAUUGAUGUUGGUGCUGGGACAGGUGUUACAAGACCGUAUAUUGUCUAUUUUCUGUGCUCAGGCUGGUGCAAAAACAGUAUAUGCAGUAGAAGCCAGCGAAUUGGCUAAAUUGUCCGAGGAAGUAAUUAUCGAAAAUAAUUUGGAAAAUGUAAUUAAAGUGAUCCAUAGUAAGAUUGAAGAUCUUGAUCCAAAUGUUAUUCAAAAAGCAGAUAUAAUAGUUUCAGAAUGGAUGGGAUUUUAUUUAGUACACGAAGGAAUGUUAGAAUCUCUAUUAUUUGCAAGAGAUAAUUUCUUACGCAAAGGAGGAAUCUUAUUUCCGUCGAUAGCUAAAUUGUAUGCUUCUCCGUGUCAAUUAUCAUCAAUGUUCCAAUUUUGGGACAACGUUUUUGGAGUCAGUAUGAAAUGUAUAGGAAAACACUAUCGAGAGACUAAAUCAACGAAACCAGAAAUAGUAUCGAUAAAUCAGGAUGAUAUUUUAGCGGAUAGUAAAUUAAUAGCAUGGUUAGACUUGCAAAGCAUUAUUUUAUCGGAAAUAAAUACUUUGGGAAAUGAAGAAUAUGUAUCCAUUUGUAAUAAGGAAGGAAUAUUACAAGGAAUUUGUAUCUGGUUCUCAGUUGAAUUUCCAGACGGUUCAGAAUUAUCUACAGGACCGUUAGAUAAAUCAACACAUUGGAAGCAAACUGUAAUUGUAUUGCCUAUGGAUGUAAAAGUGGAAAAAAAUGAACCCGUGGCAUUUAAUUUAGAAUUAAGAAAGGACACCUCAAAAGAAAGAGAAUAUAACAUAAAAUUAAUAUUGUUAGAUGCUGCUGAAGUUGAACACGAAAUUCCAUGUUAUUGUUAUAUGACUAAGUGUAUUGUAACAAGAAAAUAUUUAGAAGAUCAAUCAAAUGGUACCAUAAAAGACUGAAAUUAU